Molecule: messenger RNA, 450 nt
Organism: Hippocampus comes (tiger tail seahorse)
Lineage: Eukaryota; Metazoa; Chordata; Actinopteri; Syngnathiformes; Syngnathidae
Product: glycine receptor subunit alpha-4-like
Exons: 1
Coding region: 30-311 (93 amino acids)
Biological process (GO): monoatomic ion transport
Cellular component (GO): membrane
Source: RefSeq, a predicted model, not a curated record
CUCACUGCUCGACUCCACAGGACGAGGAGAUGUUGCGGGAGAGCCGCGGAUUCUAUUUCCGGGGUUACGGCUUGGGCCACUGCCUGCAGUCCAAAGACGGCCCCGCCGUGGAGGGACCCACCGUUUUUGGCCCAUCGCCUCCCGUGACGGUGCACGACGGCGAGUUUCUCCACAAGCGCUUCGUGGACCGGGCCAAGCGCAUCGACACCAUCUCCAGAGCUGUCUUCCCGUUGAGCUUCCUCAUUUUCAACAUCUUCUACUGGGUCACCUACAAAGUGCUGCGACACGAGGACAUUCAUGCCAAUUUGUAAAGAGCUUCCGCCUUUCUACAGACUUUGCCAGGAUUUGCCUCCAUUGCGGCGAGGAGCAGGAGCGUUCCUCUUGGAAUUAGGAAUGAACGCUAAACCCAAGAGCAUCUCUGGGCGCUCGAGAGUGUUCAAAGCCAAAAGA